CAGUCAUCUGUUAGAAGGAAAAUUUGGUACGGUCCACAUGCCAAGGGCCUGAGCGAACAUACGGAAGUCACUGGAAAAGCAAACACAUAGGCCAAGACGUUGAUCGCUGUUGUGUUUUUGCGCCUUAACAGUUUGCAAAAGAUGGGUGUGACACCUCGGUCUACAAAUUCAAGGCUACGACCAAGUGGAUAACAUUUACAGUGACUUUAUGUGGCCCAGUUCAAAGCAUUUCUGAGAUCUAGACCACGCCUUUCAGCAUGAAGUGGUCGGAGCUACUGGACAGCAUAGAGCGCGAAGUGAAGGAGGUUUUCUCCAACAAGAGAUUUAAACUGGACGUACUGAAGGAAAAUAUUCAUAACGGACCAAGUACACUCAUAGACAUCAAGGUUACUGACAAAACAUCGGGAAAACGGUUGCUGAUUGACUGUCAUCAGCUCAAGAGGAAAGAACUGCGAAUCCAGGAAGUGGAUUUUCUGGCAAAUUAUGCCUCUGAUGAACACUGUACGCACGCGGCACUCAUAGCAUCUCCGGACUCUGACCUCACCGACCAAGUCCAAGAACAUGCAGUACGCGUGGGUGUCGCUAUGGUGCGCUUUCAACCCAGCACGUUCAGACGAAAAAUCGGACAGGUGUUCAACAACGGUAUGAUGCUUCAACAGAAAAUGCAACAUGGCGACGCAAGGAAUAACGACAUGUCAUCGAACUUGAAACCGACGGUCAGAAUCUAUACGCAGAAUGAGAAAAACUCGGGAGCAAACACUUGUGUUUUAAGGACAAUUCCUUGCAGAAAUGUGAAUGGGAGGUACCACCUUAAGUCAGAGGGGGUGUCAUCUUCUAAAGCAACACCUAGGGACUUAGUUUCUGGGUCAUGGUGGCUCCGGAAGGGGACAUCGACUCUCUGGAAAACUAACACAAUUCAAGUCCAACCCUCUGAUGUUUGGCAGAUUCAUCAGGUGCCAGCAGACGCCCAACAGUUGCCUGAAAAUGUAUGGGAGGAUCUGAGUCUACAAUCUCAGGUCAUCACUCUCCACAAUUCCGUACCAAGUGCUGUUCAAAAACAACGGUAUAGGAAUGUUUUGGGAUGCAGGGAUAAUUCGUUAUGGUUGUUCAACACAAAGUUGCCACAGGGUCUUAGUCACAUCUUUGGGGUGCCAACCACACCGACCAUACAGCCAUUGCGUAGACCGACCGCAGGUAUUGUACAGGGCGAUGGGUACUCUACAGAGAGGCAGACGACAGUGGGGGACGGUGCGUUUUACAGUACUUCGCAGCGAUUUUUCACAGCAACCACAAGUUCCUCACAACCAAAAGAAGAACGUCCCAAAGAUGUCACUGAGGACUUGACAACCUCGCACACGUGUACACUCAUUCCGAACCCGACGUCACGAACACUGACCGAAACGACACGAAGAAACCCGACGAAGCUGUUCGACAAAACGUCGCAAACUCCGACUUCUCAGGAAACCGGAAGAGUCACCGGUGUUCUUCAGAAUCAGCCACAGAGAAAUGGGACCAAUGGUGUCAGCGUUGUAUUGGGGUAUCCAAAGGUUGUAAAACAACACGUACUGGAGCCCAUAGUCACAGUUGUAGGCAGAGUGGGAGAGGUAGCUAUAGUGAAGACCAUGUCAGUAGCUCUAUUUCAGCUGAAAGCAAUCGUUGAUACGCUGUAUCCAUUGGUGGGGGUGCUUCCCUCACAUCUCGUGAAGACCCUUGCUUACAGUAUGCAUCUAGUACGUGUGUCGACUACGCUGAUUCGAAGAACGCCGCAGAGACCCGCCAAGAAACCGAGGAGGACAAAGCAGGCCGCCCGUCGAGUCACACCCCAGUGCGCUCAAGGUGGAAGGCUAUUGGUGCAGGGUUGGCGACCAAUCGUAUCUCAGCAAAACUUUCGACCAAUAGGAAAUCAGAGGCAACAGCCAAUCAAAAUGCCAGGCGCCGCAACUGUGUGUCAAAUCGGACGACCUCAGCGAAUCGGCGCCCAUGCCAUUGCAGAGCAAAAUGGCUCGGAGUCAACUCAAGAUGGACUGAGAAACGAAUCCAGUGAGGGUGACAAAAAUGUCCUGUCGGAAUCAGACAACAACUUACUUCACUCACAGUCGGCUGUAGCUGAAGUCAUCCCCGUUAAAAUGGAGCCAAGCAACGAAGAACAGGCCUGCAACUCUUCCGCGAACCACGCCAAUGACGUCGAGUCUCUGAGCCCUGUGAAGUCAGAACACUUAGAACAACAUGACCUUGAAACGUCCUCCAAAGUUGCGUCGACAGAAACCUCCAGCCAUGACCAAGGGGUUCCGCUAACUGCUACAACAUGCAAAUUGGAAAGCGUGGAAGAUUCCAUGGUAAAGAAAGAAGACCCGCGCGAGGGAUCACGGGAUGCUGGUAGAGGAGCUGGUUCCUCCGAUGACGACAGUGAGGAUGACGUCAGUGAUGACGUAAUGCCGAAGCCUGUGGUCCAUGGCUUGUUUGAACCCCUAAAGGCAGACAGUAAUGUGAAGAGUGAAGCAGCGACAGACGAAAGCCACGAUCCUGAACAUUAUGUUGGAAUAAAUACCGGAGAACACACACUGAUCCUUUCCGACGAAAGCGACGAGGACAACGACAUGCCGUUCAAGGAAGAACCGCUUGGCGGCGAAGGGCUUUUUGUCGGAAACCUGGCAUCUAACAAGGCAGAGUCUUUGGAUAGUGGCUGUGUGGAGGAACAGGGGUGCCUGCCGUCUUCUAGAAAGUCUUCGUCUUCUUCCUUCUAUUCUUUCUUGUCUUUCUUUUCAUUUUCGUCAUCAGCAUCUUCGUGUUCAAGCUCCUCAUCCGACGGUGCCAAAAUAAAGAAAGAUGAUGAAAAGGAUACCAAAGACGACAUCAAGACACCCAAAGUUGAAACUGUCGAUUCAGAAGUUGAUAGCCUGUAUAACAAAGAUGGACCAGGGAGUGAGGAGAAAGGCACUCCGUUUGAUAUCGGAGUAACUCCCAGUUCCCGUAAGUUUAUAUCGCGAGAUUUCUCGUGGUCAAGCUCAACUUCAUCCUCCUCUUCAGAUUCAGUUUCUUUCGCAACGCCAACGAGGCUUUCCUCGGGAGAGAUAAGCCGCGUGAAGUAUUCCAACAGCCCGCUCAACAAGUACGACGGGUCUCCGGACAUGCGAGUUCGCGUGAACAGGAGUAGCAUGCUCGGUUCUCCCGACAGAAGCCCCAGGAAUGCCAACGGAACGCCAGACAUGCGGUGGACGGGAAACAGGGAGUCUCUCUGCGGGAAAUCCCCGCAGGGACUCCCGCUGAACGUGAACAAGUCGCCGGACAUGAGAUGGAAGUUCAACCGGGCUGCACUUCUACAGAAGUCUCCGCAGGGGGCGCUUCUGAACGUGGACGGAUCUCCGGACAGGAGGUUCAAGGUCACGCGAAAUCUCGCGAGGAAAGGACAAAGUAACGUCAGUACAAGGACACUGGUGUUCAACUAGAAUAUGUUACAUCAUAUUUCUACAUGGACGAAGUAGCGCUAUAUUCAGUUCAGUUCAGUUCCGCUAUAUAUGUAUACGAUAAUUGUAUUUUACUUGUUUCUUUGCUGAAGGAUCUUUCUAAAAUACAUAUGUAAUAGAGAUCUGAAGCCAUUAUUUCCAAUGCUAAGGACCAAGCAAGCUAUAUUGAUAAUAAAAAGAAGCAUAUAUAAUAUAUAUAUUUAUUUCUAUACUAUACAAUCCUUUAUAUCAUACCCAUAUGCCCGCAACUGUAAUAAUUGUGUCUAGAAAUAUAUUAUCCUGAAUUAUCUAUAAAUCAUAUUUCUGUAACGUAUGCUUUUGUACGAUACUCUAAUGUAUGAAACAGGAGGGUUGGCAUUAACCUGGACGUAACUUAUAUAUGGUUGAACAUAUUCACAUGUACUUUUAGGAAAAAUAUAAU
This is a messenger RNA of Branchiostoma belcheri (Belcher's lancelet), 3885 nucleotides long. RefSeq lists its product as uncharacterized. Lineage: Eukaryota; Metazoa; Chordata; Leptocardii; Amphioxiformes; Branchiostomatidae. The transcript is spliced from 3 exons. Bases 258 to 3446 code for a protein of 1062 amino acids. The record is from RefSeq and is a predicted model, not a curated record.